CCGGGCCGCUCUGCUGGAGCCAGCGGAAUCGGCUGCAGCUGCUGGCGGCGGCGGCGGCGGCGGCGGGACGGCGGGAUGACCCUCAAGUCGGGUCGCAGCGUCAGCGCCGGCAGCAUGCGGACGGCGCUCUCCGACCUCUACCUGGAGCAUCUCCUGCAGAACCGGGCCAAGCCCGAGGCCAUCACUCAGUCCCCAAAUGCCAUGACUGAGGACAUUUAUACCAACGGCUCAGCGACUCUGGGCAGCCCCUCCCACAGCAACGGCCGCGAGGUGCGGAAGAUACGCCUCAUCCAGUUUGAGAAGGUCACAGAGGAGCCCAUGGGAAUCACGCUGAAGCUCAAUGACAAGCAGAGCUGCAUGGUGGCCAGGAUCUUCCACGGGGGCAUGAUUCACAGACAAGGCUCCCUUCACGUGGGUGAUGAAAUCAUAGAAAUCAAUGGGCAGAGCGUGAGCAACCACUCAGUUGACCAGCUGCAGAAGAUGCUGAAAGAAACCAAGGGGAUGGUCUCAAUAAAAGUCAUUCCCAACCAACAAAGCCGCCUCCCUGCUCUCCAGAUGUUCAUGAGGGCGCAGUUUGACUAUGACCCCAAAAAAGACAACCUGAUCCCCUGCAAGGAAGCGGGGCUGAAGUUUCAGACUGGCGACGUGAUUCAAAUCAUAAACAAGGAUGACAGCAACUGGUGGCAGGGCCGGGUGGAGGGCUCCUGCACUGAGUCAGCGGGACUCAUCCCUUCUCCGGAGCUGCAGGAGUGGCGUGUGGCGAGCAUCACUCAGUCCAGUCAGAGCGAAUCCCCAAGCUGUAGCCCCUUUGGGAAGAAGAAGAAGUGCAAAGAUAAAUACCUGGCCAAGCACAGCUCAAUUUUUGACCAGCUGGAUGUGGUUUCAUAUGAGGAAGUGGUGAGGCUGCCUGCCUUCAAGAGGAAGACUCUGGUGCUCAUCGGGGCCAGCGGCGUGGGCCGUAGCCACAUCAAGAAUGCUCUGCUCAGCAACAACCCAGAGAAGUUCAUGUACCCACCCCCAUACACCACGCGCCCCCAGAAGAAGAAUGAGGUGGACGGGAAGGACUACUACUUUGUCUCCACCGAGGAGAUGACCCGGGACAUCUCAGCCAAUGAGUUCCUGGAGUUUGGAAGCUACCAGGGAAACAUGUUUGGCACCAAGUUUGAAACAGUGCACAAGAUCCACCAGCAGGACAAAGUCGCUAUUUUGGACAUUGAGCCCCAGACCCUGAAGAUCGUCCGCACGGCCGAGCUGUCCCCGUUCAUAGUCUUCAUUGCCCCAACGGACAAGGCAGAGCAGUCAGAGGCUUUGCAGCAGCUCCAGAAGGAUUCAGAGAGCAUUCGGAGCCGAUAUGCACACUACUUCGACCUCUCGCUGGUCAACAACGGGGUGGAAGAAAGCCUCCAGCUGCUGCAGGAAGCUUUUGAGCAGGCCUGCAGUUCUCCACAGUGGGUGCCUGUCUCCUGGGUCUACUGAGAGGGCAUCCGACCCCAGCUGCUUCCCAUCAACCAUCCUGCAGCCAUGGGGAGAAACCUUCUCCUCAGCUUCCCCUGAUGCACACACAGCUCAGCACAACUCCCUUCCUCUGCUGCUCCAUGAACAUGGUCUCAAUUGGUUGACACACACAGGGUCUCUGGAUCUCCUCUCCCGGGGGAAUGCAGGACAGGGGCCACCCAGGGGACAGCCGCCUCCCACAGCACUGCAAUGCAGUGCUAUGUUAGUGGCUACAGCAGAGCCCAGGGCACCCUGUUACCUCAGAACACAGCUCCCUGCCUCACCAGGCAAGGGAAAGCACAGUCCUGCUGUAGCACCUGGCCAUUCUCUGCAUUGGUCCCAAGGGAAGUGGUAGAGCAGGGGCUUUCCAGGCAGAUGCCCCCUGCCAUCGCAGGAGUGCAACACUGCGCCACAAACACCUCGAAAGCCUGGCUGGUGUCCACAAGGCUUCAAGGAAGCCCACAGUGUAGGAGGCUUCACAUAGACCGCACCAGAGCUCCUACAUCCAAGGGUUUCCCCUCACAAAUGGGGAAGAGCAGAAAAAGGUGAGCGUGGAUUUGAUGAAGGUGGCAUGGAGCACGCCACCCCCAGGCAGGUGUCACCCUGCGUUCUGACAUUGGGAGUUUUCUGAUUCACCCUGUGCAACUGUAGUUGUAAAAACUCACUGUAUUUAAAUUCUCACCAUGCAGCUUGGAUUGUUACCCCCUGGCCAGAGAAACACUGCAGCAGCUGAGGAAGUCCCACAGACCAAACCCCCGAGGGACAGUUCAAUGGGUAAAUUAAUCCAGCCACAAGUAUCUGUUGCAUGCAGUAGAAACAGUGUCUACAAAGAUCAUCCAGGCAUGUUUUCCAGAGUCUAGGGUGUCUAGCACACUGUAUGCAAACAGAAAAGCCACCCACCCAAAGGGGUUCUUUCUUCUGCAGGAGUGUACUGACGCACAAGCCCGACCACAACCACGUCUGGGAAGCAUCACCAUGGCUCCUGGGCAAACCAUAGCCAUCAUUUAGGUGAAAGAAUCUCAUUUGCAUGUUCAGCAGUCAGCUAGGGGAAAGGGGAAGAGGGUUAAGAAGUCUUGUGCAAUUUUUUAAGGAUGCCAAAAAUAAAAUCUGUUGAUGUGCAAUAGGGACCUUCGUUCUGAUCCACUGCAGGGAAACAAUGAGCAGCAAUAAACGUGCUGA
Messenger RNA from Gymnogyps californianus (California condor), 2673 nucleotides. It is a transcript of the gene MPP1, whose product is annotated as MAGUK p55 scaffold protein 1. Lineage: Eukaryota; Metazoa; Chordata; Aves; Accipitriformes; Cathartidae. The record is from RefSeq and is a predicted model, not a curated record. Bases 76 to 1476 code for a protein of 466 amino acids. Gene Ontology annotation, molecular function: signaling receptor binding. Gene Ontology annotation, cellular component: cell-cell junction; plasma membrane. The transcript has 12 exons.